Brenthis ino (lesser marbled fritillary) is the source of this 219-nucleotide messenger RNA. The record is from the annotation of a GenBank genome assembly. Lineage: Eukaryota; Metazoa; Arthropoda; Insecta; Lepidoptera; Nymphalidae.
AUGAAGGGUAAUAACGAAAGGUCAGUGAGAAUUGAAUAUAACACAAAGCAAUCAGUUGGCAAGGCUACACGAGGCCACACGAGGCCGUCUUUUGAGGCUGAUUAUUAUUCUGGAGAAAGGGCUAAGGUGACAACUUUAAGAAUUGAAUUGUACAGUUGCUUUGGUACUGCUGUUGAUAAUAGAGCUGAUAGUAAUGACAAAUUAUUGAAAAUAUUUCAU